This is a messenger RNA of Cladophialophora bantiana CBS 173.52, 651 nucleotides long. RefSeq lists its product as uncharacterized. The record is from RefSeq and is a predicted model, not a curated record. The transcript is spliced from 3 exons. NCBI's taxonomy places the organism in Eukaryota, Fungi, Ascomycota, Eurotiomycetes, Chaetothyriales, Herpotrichiellaceae. The coding region runs from base 1 to 651 and encodes 216 amino acids.
AUGUCGUCAUCCAAUGAUUCCUCAUUGACUUCGAAUUCGGGGCCACCAUGGGAGCGAUCUCGCAAAUCCUUCUUCGACCUGCCUCCCAGGAUUCGCAUCAAUGUCGAUCGCGCUUUAGCCCGAGGGCAAACGGUAGUGACCAGAAGGGAUGACCGUGAGGCGACAAAACGGUCCAUCUGCCGCGACCGUGGUAUUGGCCUGAACCUCGUUUUCGUGUCCAAAGCCUGCCUUGCUGAGGCGAAGCCAACAUUACUGUCAGAAGCCACGUUUGAUGUCGACUUCAACGGCAUGGCUCCCCUCAAGCCGGAGAUCCCCAUAGAGAUGCCAGAUUUCUCCCCAGCUGACCCUGCUCUGCUUCGUGCGAUUGAGAUCUCUUUCUGUCGUCAUACCAAUUAUCUACAGCCCUAUUGGCAUGGGCGCAAGAUGCGCAUUCAGUUUGUCCUAAAGUGCAUUCUUGAGUUCGAUGACGGACAGACGGCAGGAUGGAAACCAGAGAAGGUGGUAUCCACGACUCCAUGGCCCAGUAUUGGCCGGAGGCACAUCAGAGCCGGCAUCGACCGACAUGAGAUUAUGGUCGAGCACAACACAAGGGCCGAAGGAGUUUGGGACUGGAACGACGACAGCAAACCCGGUAGGGAACGCUGGGACUGA